Staurois parvus is the source of this 1082-nucleotide messenger RNA. The record is from the annotation of a GenBank genome assembly. NCBI's taxonomy places the organism in Eukaryota, Metazoa, Chordata, Amphibia, Anura, Ranidae.
AGAACUUUGUAGCCAAGUUGGCCAAUGGAAUGAGCCUGUCGACUGCAGUGGAAGAUGUUUCCUGUACCCAACCAGAGAGCAGCGUCAAACCAUCAGCAGAAGAGAUGACUUCCAAGGACUACUACUUUGAUUCCUAUGCGCACUUUGGUAUCCAUGAGGAAAUGUUGAAGGAUGAAGUUCGGACGCUGACUUACCGAAACUCAAUGUUUCACAACAGACACUUGUUCAAGGACAAAGUUGUUUUGGAUGUAGGAAGUGGGACAGGAAUCCUCUGCAUGUUUGCAGCUAAGGCUGGGGCAAAAAAAGUAAUUGGGAUUGAGUGCUCAAGUAUUUCAGACUACGCCAUCAAAAUUGUGAAGGCAAACAAACUAGAUCACGUUGUAACAAUCAUCAAAGGCAAGGUAGAGGAGGUGGAACUGCCUGUUGAAAAAGUUGACAUAAUAAUCAGUGAAUGGAUGGGAUAUUGUCUGUUCUAUGAAUCAAUGCUCAACACUGUUAUUUAUGCACGGGACAAAUGGCUGACACCUGAUGGGCUUAUAUUUCCUGAUCGUGCAACACUUUAUGUGACUGCUAUAGAAGAUAGGCAGUACAAAGACUACAAGAUUCACUGGUGGGAGAAUGUCUAUGGAUUUGACAUGUCGUGUAUCAAGGAUGUAGCCAUCAAAGAACCUCUUGUCGAUGUGGUUGAUCCCAAACAACUAGUCACAAACUCCUGUCUCAUCAAGGAAGUGGAUAUUUACACCGUUAAGGUUGAUGACCUGAGCUUCACUUCUCCAUUCUGCCUCCAAGUAAAGCGAAAUGAUUACAUCCAUGCCCUGGUGGCUUAUUUCAACAUAGAGUUCACACGCUGCCAUAAGAGAACAGGCUUCUCUACAAGUCCAGAGUCUCCGUAUACUCACUGGAAACAGACAGUCUUUUACAUGGAAGAUUAUUUGACUGUAAAAACUGGGGAGGAGAUUUUUGGAACAAUAAGCAUGAAGCCGAAUGCCAAGAAUAAUCGUGACCUGGACUUUACCAUCGACAUUGACUUCAAAGGCCAGCUCUGUGAGCUUUCAUGUUCUACAGACUACAGGAUGCGCUGA